AUGGGAUACAAGAGUGGAAAAUUGUUCGAGGUCCCUAUUGGCAGCAAUGGCAAGGUCGUUGUCACCAAGCUGGCGGAGAGAGUCUAUAUGAUCAUGUGGAACUCUGCACCGGACAAUCGGCUCACCACUUCCUUCUGCAAUGCUGUGCACACUGCGCUGGACAUUCUGGCACUCAAGUAUCCUCAUGGCGUGGUGAUUACCACGUCUGGCAUCAGCAAGUUCUAUAGCAAUGGACUGGAUCUUGAGCAUUACAAUUCGACUCCGACGUUUGUCAAGGACUCGCUCUUUGCGCUUUGGAAGAAAUUGUUGAUCUACCCAAUGCCCACCAUCGCCCUUAUCAACGGUCACAGUUUCGCUGGCGGCUUGAUGACAGCCAUGAUGCACGACUACAGAAUCAUGAACCCCCACCGCGGUUACGUCUGCCUCAACGAAGUCGACAUCGGUGUCGUGCUCAAAGCAGCCAUGUCCUCCGUCUUCCGCCAAAAGUGCUCGCCCCAGACAUACCGCACCUUGGUGCUUGAGGGCAAACGAUUCAAAGCCUUGGAAGCUCUGGAGGCAGGUAUCAUUGACGGUGUGGGUGGUCUGGAUGAGGUUGUCAAGUUUGUGGAGGAAUUGGGUCUGGUGAGCAAGACGGACAAAGGCAUCUAUGGCGCGUUGAAGAAGGAGAUGUACAGGGAGACUGUAGCAUUCUUGGAUGCCCCUGAUGACGAGCCCGAGUACAAGGAAAGGGUUAAGAAGCAAGAUGAAGAGUUGAAGAAAAAGGCCGAGCAGAGAGUCAAGGAUUGGGAGGCCGCUAAGGCCAAGCUGUAG
Molecule: messenger RNA, 810 nt
Organism: Aureobasidium melanogenum CBS 110374
Lineage: Eukaryota; Fungi; Ascomycota; Dothideomycetes; Dothideales; Saccotheciaceae
Product: putative carnitinyl-CoA dehydratase
Exons: 3
Coding region: 1-810 (269 amino acids)
Biological process (GO): fatty acid beta-oxidation
Cellular component (GO): peroxisome
Molecular function (GO): delta(3)-delta(2)-enoyl-CoA isomerase activity; enoyl-CoA hydratase activity
Source: RefSeq, a predicted model, not a curated record